Melanaphis sacchari is the source of this 1741-nucleotide messenger RNA. RefSeq names its product facilitated trehalose transporter Tret1-like. Gene Ontology annotation, cellular component: membrane. NCBI's taxonomy places the organism in Eukaryota, Metazoa, Arthropoda, Insecta, Hemiptera, Aphididae. The transcript has 9 exons. Bases 271 to 1683 code for a protein of 470 amino acids. Gene Ontology annotation, molecular function: transmembrane transporter activity. The record is from RefSeq and is a predicted model, not a curated record. Gene Ontology annotation, biological process: transmembrane transport.
CUACAAUAUCAGAGUAUAAUAAUUAAUAAUUCAAGAAGUGGCAAAAUCGCAAAUAAAUAUUAUUUUCCUAGUUUAAAAUCGUACGAGAACGUCGCUUAAAACCUUCAACAUUUUUUACCUGCCAGGUAUUUAGUUUAGUAAGCUAGAAAUAUAUCAGCUGUCAAAGAAUGGAAUUCACAUAAAGCUAUUUAUUUAGUUUUAAAAUUGUGGCGGAACAUAGAAAUAUACAAGUUUUAAUUCAUCGAAAACAAAAGAAAUAUAGUCCAUGGAAUGGAGUCUAAUAGUAACUAUAAAUACGGUAUUAAAUCCACUUUUUCUCAAUGUUUAGCAUUAGUUGGAGCUGGAUUCUUACAAGUCGGAGUCGGCACACAACUGAUUUGUUCAACAGUCAUCAUAGGAGCAUUAUCAAACCGUUCAAAUGAAAAUGAAUGGCUAACUAUGUCCAUUGAACAGAUGUCUUGGUUCGGAAGUCUACUGUAUCUGUGCACGCCUGUGGGCAGCAUAAUCUCGUCGCUGAUGCUGGAUCGACUCGGCCACAAGAACUGCAUGAUAAUCACCAAUAUACCGUACCUGGUGUCUCAGAUCAUGUUUUUCUACGCUGAAAAUGUGGAGACCAUGUACGCGUGUUCGAUAAUUAUGGGUUUGGGCGUGGGCUUCUCGGGCGGCCCGUUUUCCGCGUACAUCGGCGAAGUGUGCGAACCGAAGCUCAGGGGCGCCCUGAUGUCGGCCACGAACGUGUUCUUCUUCUGCGGUUCGCUGCUGUUCACCACCAUUUACGCCAUCACCAGACGUUGGAGGUUGACCGUGCUCAUCAACAUGGCGAUACCGGUCAUAACCAUUGCGAUUUUGUGCGUGAGUCCAGAUUCUCCGAUGUGGUUACUGUCCAAGGGCAAGAAAGAAAAAGCGCAACAGACGCUAGGCAAAUUACGAGGAUGGGUGACACACGAUAAGUGUUCCGCCGAAUUUCAUGAAAUGGUAGUGUUCGUGUCAACAAAUAAAAACUCGUCGAAUAAUAAAAACGGCAAAAAUGAUUCGGACAGUUCUUGGAAACAACUGUUUCAGCCCGAUGUUCUUAGACCUUUUCGAUUAUUGCUGAUAUAUUUCUUUUUUUCAAAUUUAUUAUCUGGAGUUCCAUUUGGACCGUAUCUUGUGGAAGUAUUUUUAACAUUUGGCGCCAACGUUGACGUUCAAUGGACCGUAGCUUUCUCGUUGUGUAUAGCUAUAGUUGGAGGAAUAUUAACUAUUUUCUUGGUGAACAAACUUGGAAAACGAUUCCUCACUUUAACGACGUUAUCAAUUUGUUCUAUUUGUUAUAUAUCGAUUGGGUUGAUUGGUGCUUAUUGGACGGAUUCAAGCCAAAUAAAAUCUUGGUUAUUACUAGUAUUUUUCUUUAUUAGUACGUUCGUAGCAUCGUUCGGCAUAAUGCCUAUUGGAUGGAUACUUCUUACUGAAAUAUUCCCCAUAAAGAGUAGAAACAUAACCUGUAGUAUUUGUUCAACGCUGUCUUUUAUUCUUACUUUUUUCAUGACCAAGUAUUAUCCAAAUGUCGUUGAUUUAGUGGAUUUCUACAAUACAUUUACUAUAUUUGGAUUUGGAGGUUUGAUCGGUUGUGUUUAUUUCUAUUUCUGUCUACCUGAAACUGAAAACAAGACAUUGCAAGAAAUAUCUGAAUUUUUCAAAUAAAUUAAAAAACUUUAAUUUUGAAUAAAAUUAUUCUAUAAGACGACCGUAAUAAUGUAUU